Molecule: messenger RNA, 519 nt
Organism: Orycteropus afer afer
Lineage: Eukaryota; Metazoa; Chordata; Mammalia; Tubulidentata; Orycteropodidae
Gene: MYL5
Product: myosin light chain 5
Cellular component (GO): cytoplasm
Molecular function (GO): calcium ion binding
Source: RefSeq, a predicted model, not a curated record
CCAGCAGGAAGACCAAGAAGAAGGAAGGCGGAGCCCUCCGAGCCCAGAGGGCCUCUUCCAAUGUCUUCUCCAACUUUGAGCAGACCCAAAUCCAGGAGUUCAAGGAGGCGUUCACGCUGAUGGAUCAGAACCGAGACGGGUUCAUUGACAAGGAGGACCUGAAGGAUACCUACGCCUCCCUGGGCAAAACCAACGUCAAGGAUGAUGAGCUGGACGCCAUGCUCAAAGAGGCCUCGGGGCCCAUCAACUUCACCAUGUUCCUGAACCUGUUUGGAGAGAAGCUGAAUGGUACGGACGCCGAGGAGACCAUCCUGAACGCCUUCAAGAUGCUUGACCCUGAUGGCAAAGGCAGUAUCAACAAGGACUACAUCAGGCGUCUGCUGAUGUCCCAGGCCGACAAGAUGACCACAGAAGAGGUCGACCAGAUGUUCCAGUUCGCCUCCAUUGACGCUGCGGGCAACUUGGACUAUAAGGCGCUGAGUUAUGUCAUUACCCAUGGGGAGGAGAAGGAAGAGUGAG